Messenger RNA from Emericellopsis atlantica, 1791 nucleotides. Its product is annotated as amidase signature domain-containing protein. The transcript has 6 exons. The record is from RefSeq and is a predicted model, not a curated record. Lineage: Eukaryota; Fungi; Ascomycota; Sordariomycetes; Hypocreales; Bionectriaceae. Bases 1 to 1533 code for a protein of 510 amino acids.
AUGGCAUCAACAUCACCAUGUUCGCAGGCCGUCAACAUAAAGCAGGGCAAUCUGACGAGCCACGGCUCGAUCUUCCCUCGCUUGCUUGAGGCGGGCGUCGAUGAGAUCUCUGCUGGGCUAAAUGAUGAAACGUUCACCAGUGUAGACCUCGUCAAUGCGUACAUUGCGAGAAUCAAGGAGUCAAGCCAUCUCUCUGCUGUGACUGAGAUCAAAAAUGACGCCCUGGCCAUUGCCGCCGACUUGGACAAAGACAGAAAGCAGGGCACGAGGCGAAGUGCUCUCCACGGCUUGCCUGUCCUUCUCAAGGCCAAUAUCGGGACGGCGGACAAGAUGUCUACAACAGCCGGAUCGUAUGCUCUGAUGGGCUCAGUUCUGCCGCAUGAUUCAACCGUUGUCGCAAAGCUGCGCGACGCUGGCGCCAUCCUUCUGGGGAAAACAAACAUGAACCAGUGGGCGAAUUGGAGGUCGUCCAACAUAUCGACCGGCUGGAGUGCGGUGGGCGGGCAAACCAUCGGACCAUACGCAGAGGAUCAAGACCCUGGCGGUAGCUCCAGCGGCAGUGGCGUUGCCAGCGCUCUUGGCCUUGCCGCAGCUUCGUUUGGCACAGACACGGGCGGGAGUAUCCUGGGGCCGUCUGCGCGGAACAACCUCGUCGGGAUCCGGUCGACAGUCGGGCUCACGUCACGCUAUCUUGUCGUCCCGUAUAGCGAACACCAUGACACGGUCGGUCCAAUGACGCGGACAGUUAAGGAUGCGGCCUACUGGCUCGAGGCUAUCAGUGGCAUGGACCCAGCAGACAACUACACGAGCGCCAUCCCGACCACAAUGGACACGCAGUACGUCUCUGCCUGCAAAACAUCCGGGCUGGCGGGGACAAGGAUCGGAAUUCCUCGCAAUCUGCUCUCUGGCGUGACGCCAUCGGACCAAGACAUCUUUGACGCGUUCGACGACGCCAUUGCCACGAUACAGGGUGCGGGUGCAGAAGUGGUUGACAACACCGACCUGGCAGCGUACGAUGAGUUCCUCGCCAAUGGCCGGGAGGCUUUCUACGGAGUGCUGUGCGCGGACUUUGUCUCUGGCAUUUCCAAGUACCUUGCGAGCCUGGAGAAGAACCCACAGCAAAUCUACAGCCAAGCGGACAUUAGGGAGUUUACCCAAAAAUACCCCUUGGAAGAUUACCCGCCAAAGGACACCUCGUCAUGGGAUCUCUGCGUGGAGGCGGGCAUCAACAACACAUCCCCUGAAUUCUGGCCUCUGCAUCAGUAUAACCAGCAGCUCCUCGGCGGGGUGGGCGGUCUUCCGGGUACUCUGGAAAAGUACAAUCUGGAUGCCUUUGUGCUGCCGACAACCUGGGCGUCCGAAGUCUCCUCCAUUGUCGGAUCGCCCGUUAUCACAGUCCCUCUGGGCUUUUACAAACCUGGGACAAACGUCACCAUCACGCCCCUAGGUGACGCCAAUCUAGUCUAUUCUGGUCCUGGGAUUCCGUUUGGGCUGAGUUUCUUCGGGCCUAAAUGGAGCGAAGCAAAACUUUGAUCGGGAUGGCGUACGCCUUUGAACAGCGGACCAAGGUGCGAGAGCAAAUGAAGCCUGUGUUCCAGCCGUCCACGGAACUUGAAGACGUAGUCUGAACAGAUGUUCUGGAUAGUUGUUCUGGGGAUAGAAUGGACAUUCUCUGAGCAGAUACACUGGAGAUCGUGAGUGGAUUUCGCUGUUUCUGUGGAGAUGGAGGGUUGAAUCGUGACAUCCAGUUGCGCAUCGCGUGGCGGCUGUGAUAGAUGAGGAUGCUGGGCC